AUGUUAAUCAAAGUGAAGACAUUGACUGGAAAGGAAAUCGAACUCGACAUUGAGCCUAAUGACAAGGUGGAAAGAAUCAAGGAAAAGGUAGAAGAAAAAGAAGGCAUACCUCCACCACAACAGCGUUUGAUUUUUGCUGGAAAGCAAAUGAAUGAUGAGAAAACAGCACAAGAUUACAAAGUUGCUGGCGGAUCAGUUCUUCACUUGGUGCUUGCAUUGCGUGGUGGCGUUUAA
This is a messenger RNA of Acanthocheilonema viteae, 234 nucleotides long. The record is from the annotation of a GenBank genome assembly. NCBI's taxonomy places the organism in Eukaryota, Metazoa, Nematoda, Chromadorea, Rhabditida, Onchocercidae.